Messenger RNA from Halichondria panicea, 2088 nucleotides. Its product is annotated as coiled-coil domain-containing protein 93-like. Gene Ontology annotation, biological process: Golgi to plasma membrane transport. The record is from RefSeq and is a predicted model, not a curated record. The transcript is spliced from 16 exons. Lineage: Eukaryota; Metazoa; Porifera; Demospongiae; Suberitida; Halichondriidae. The coding region runs from base 65 to 1966 and encodes 633 amino acids.
CUGUUCUCACAGUCUGUAGGGGGGCGUUCCCAAAUACACACAUGACUUUGAGUGAGUGGAGAAGAUGUCUUUGUUUGCAGAAGCUACCAAGAAAGCUGCGAGCGCACGCUUCAAGCAGCCCCAGCUAGAUGCUGAGGGACAACAGAUUGAGUAUGAUGUUCGUGAGGAUGAGGACCAAGAUGUGAAGCUACAGGAGAGCAUCAACCUGUUACUAGCUGCUGGCUACUUCCGAGCUCGUAUCAAGGGACUGUCCCCAUUUGACAAGAUAGUGGGUGGAAUGACGUGGUGUAUCCAAGGCAGCAACUUUGAUGUAGACGUUGACCUCCUCUUUCAAGAGAACUCCACCAUUGGCCAGAAGAUUGCUCUCACAGAGAAGAUCGUGGCUGUGCUGCCGCGUAUGAAGUGUCCUCAUCGCCUGGAGCCUCAUCAGAUUCAAGGGCUGGACUUCAUCUCUAUCUAUCCUGUCAUCCAGUGGUUGGUCAAGCUUGCUAUAGAAACACGAGAGGAAACUGGCGACUAUGUCCGAGCUUUCUCUGUGUCGCAGUUUGCCAAGAAUCACAUGACACCCGAGGACAUUGAUUUUGAAUCACGCAAGGAUCGAGCUAUUGGGUCGCUGGGGAGUGUGAAGAGUGCGUACAAGCCGCAGCGUCGCUAUCGUAAGCCACGAGGAGGGGAACAAGAUGAGGAGAUGUUGGUGCACACUACGCUACUAGAGUAUGGCAGACGCUAUGGCCUGGGCAGAGUCAUCAAGUCAUCCAAGGAUGAUUCCAAGGAGUCUCAGAAGAAGAGAGCCCUAGCCAACAAGUUAGGGGGUGUGGCCAACGAGGGGGAGGGGGAGGACAGUAGAGCAGCCGAGGAGAAGAGGAUCAAAGCACUCAUGAAGAAUAUGGAGGAAGCAGAGGGAAGUCUGUUCCUGUCCAAGGCUGCAGUGGGCUCCAUAGUGGGACUACAGUCAGCUGAGAUACAACAGAUGGUGUCAGAGUACGAGGAGAAGAGGGCGGGGCUUGAGGCAGGGAAACGCCCUGACAAGGUGGCUGGAGCACAGACGCAUGCUCGAAUGGUGGCCGCCCUCGAGAAGCAGAUCACUCUACAGGGGAAGAAGUGUGAGGAGGCCCAGGGCAGACAUGAUGUCAUCUAUGAGGAGUAUCGUCAUGCACAACAACAGCUGGAGAAGGUGGAGGCUUACAGUGCCAAGAUUGCUGAAGAAAUGGACAAACUGGAUGCAAUGGAAACUGAUGAGAAUAGAGAAGUGCUGCAACAACUUCGUGCUCUGGUGGCCAUGAAUGAAAACCUCAAGAAACAAGAACUACAGUUCAAAGCUCACUGCAAGGAUGAGAAGGGUCGUCUGGAUGAUGCUAUCAGGAGACUGGAGGCAGGGGAUGUGGAUAUUGUGAGUGAGGAGGAUGACAGGAUGACAGCCAUUAGACAACACUACCAGGCUGACAGUGAGAGGCUCACUAAGAUCAAGGCCCUACAGGCUCGUAAGAACAGGGAGAUAGCACUACUACAGAGGAAGAUUGAUGAAGUGCCAUCACGCACUGAGCUCUCACAAUAUCAGAGACGAUUCAUUGAACUCUACAACCAAGUGAACUCUACUCUGAAUGAGACCAGGCAGUUCUACUCACUCUACAACACUCUGGAGGACCAGAAGGCAUACAUGGAGAAAGAGGUUGGAAUCUUGAGCACUAUUCACGAGAAGUUUGACAUUGCUAUGGAGUCUGAGAAGAACAAGGGAUUAUUCCUCACUCAAGUGGAGCAGUUUCUGGAGGGCAUUAAACAAGACAGAGGCAAGCUCGAGCGUAAGAGGGAGGAUGAGAAGAAUGAGAAGGAUCGACUCAAUGCCAUCUAUCUGGAGCUGGUGGAGAAACAGAGAAGCUACUACAAGACUGUCAGGGACUUCCAAGAGGAGUGUCGCAAGAAUGAGAUACUAAUCUCCAAGCUGAGGGCCAAGGGUCUGACUAACUAACCUAUUGACAGACUGACUAGCUGACUAGCUGUAACUGUAGAAUUCUCUUAGACUCAUAAUAGUGUGUGUUUGUGUGUUUGGAGAUGUUAGAAUAUAAAUCAUAUAUUGCCUGGUUCAUUUGA